UAAAAAUUAGAAGACUCUUUAAUUCCUUAGGUUUUCUUUUACAUCCAAAAAAAAUUAUUUUGUAGUUUACUCGGUUUCUUUUUCUAAUUCUUCUUCUUUCAAACGAAUAUAUUUAAUCAUGUCUACUAAAGAGCAAAAACAACAAGAACAAACAUCGACAAUAUCCACAACAGAAGAAAUUCUAAAUGAACAAAAUGAGCAAAACGAAGACUAUGACGAUGAACAACACGAAGACAAUGAACAAUAUGAAGACGAUGAACAAUAUGAAGACGAUGAACAACAUGAAGACGAUGAACAACAUGAAGACGAUGAACAACACGAAGAUAAUGAACAAUACGAUGACAAUGAAUACGAAGUCGAUGAACAACAUGAACAGCAUGAACAACAUGAAGUCGAUGAACAAAAUGUAGACAGUGAACAAGAUGAAGAUAACGAAGAACAACAAAGAGUACAAUCCGAUGACAAUGAAGUACAAAAUGUACAAGAAGAAGAAGCGCAUCCUGAUUUAUAUCAAACUGUGGCUUCUUCUUCAACUGCUGAAUCAUCAAAUCACACCUUACGUGAUGAUAAUGUGGAUCAUCCUCCUGUUAUACCACGUCCUAAUAAACAGACAACUGGUAGAAUUUCAGAUCGGUAUACAUUUUCAUUUUCAGCUGAUUUAAUAUCACAGUUUGAUAAAUAUCGAGCACAUAUGCGAGAAAGUAUACGGCAGGAAAUAGAAACAAAGAUAGUAGUAGAAGAACCUGAAAAUACUGAAGAAGUAUUUAGUGUACAUCAAGUUCAGCAUGAACCUGCAGGUUCCAUGCAUUCAAAUACACAACAUUCACGAGAACCGUCAAUAAAAGAUAGAUCAACAAAUAAUACACCAAAAUCUAUACAAACAAGAUCUUCAAGUAAAACGAAUCGGUUUAAAAAAUAUUUUGGAAUCUCAUAUUUACGUGAAAAGUUAUCAAAACAUCAUAAUCCAAAUCAUAGUGUGCAAAAUACUACUACAACUACGACAACUACAACUUUAUCAGAUCUUGCUACCUUAUCAUCUGAUAUUGAUCAACAUCAUCAACCACCAACUGAUUCUGAAAUUACUAAUAAUGAAAGAAAAUCAAAAGGAUCAAAAGCAAAGAAAUAUAUAUUAAAAAUUAGCAAUCUUUUCUCAAGAAAAUAAGUAUGAUAUAAUUAAUGUUAGUUGUAGA
Rhizophagus irregularis DAOM 181602=DAOM 197198 is the source of this 1190-nucleotide messenger RNA. The record is from RefSeq and is a predicted model, not a curated record. Lineage: Eukaryota; Fungi; Glomeromycota; Glomeromycetes; Glomerales; Glomeraceae.